Molecule: messenger RNA, 981 nt
Organism: Ochotona curzoniae (black-lipped pika)
Lineage: Eukaryota; Metazoa; Chordata; Mammalia; Lagomorpha; Ochotonidae
Gene: P2RY4
Product: pyrimidinergic receptor P2Y4
Biological process (GO): transepithelial chloride transport; G protein-coupled receptor signaling pathway
Cellular component (GO): plasma membrane
Molecular function (GO): G protein-coupled UTP receptor activity; G protein-coupled purinergic nucleotide receptor activity
Source: RefSeq, a predicted model, not a curated record
AUGAGCAGUGUGGAAUUCUCACUGUUCUGAUCCCUGGACCCCAGCCCAGGUCUCGGCGAUGGUGAAGUGGAGCUAGACUGCUGGUUUGAUGAGGAGUUCAAGUUCAUCCUGCUACCUGUGAGCUGUACAAUUGUCUUUGUGCUGGGCCUGGGCAUCAACACCCCAGCCCUCUGGCUCUUCCUCUGCUGCCUCCGAUCAUGGGGUGCAAUAGCCACAUACAUGUUCCACUUGGCUUUGUCUGACACCUUGUAUGUGCUGCCGCUGCCCGCCCUCAUUUACUAUUAUGCAGCCUGCAACCAUUGGCCCUUUGGCACUGGCUUCUGCAAGUUCGUGUGCUUUCUCUUCCACUGGAACCUCUACUGCAGCAUUCUUUUCCUCAUCUGCAUCAGUGUGCAUUGCUACCUGGGCAUCUGCCACCCACUGUGGGUACUAUACUGGGACCGCCUUUGCCUGGCAGGCCUUCUCUGCCUGGCAGUUUGGUUGGUCAUGGCUGGCUGCCUUGUGCCCAACCUCUUCUUUGUCACAACCAGCACCAGUGGAGCCAGCAUCCUGUGCCAUGACACCAUUUGGCUGGAGGAGUUUGGCUACUACGACUUCAGCUCGGCAGUCAUGGGGAUGCUCUUUGGCUUGCCUUGCCUGGUCACUCAUGCUUGCUAUGGGGUCAUGGCCUGGCACCUGUAUUGGCCCUUGCCUGGAGCUGUCAAUUCAGCUUCUCGGCUCUGUUCUCUACACACCAUCGUAGUGGUACUCAAUGUCUACUGCUUUGUGCCUUUCCACAUCAUGCAGACAAGAUUGGCAGAGGCUGAUUGUUGAGUGCUGAACGUCGUCAAUGUGGUCUAAAAAGUGACUCAGCCCCUGGCCAGUGCUAAAAGCUGCCUGGACCCUGUGCUCUACCUGCUCACUGGGAACAGCUGUCAGUUCCGGCAGCUCUGCAUCACUGGCAGGCCUCAGUCCCCCACAGCUACUUCUUCCUGGCGCUGA